Molecule: messenger RNA, 3745 nt
Organism: Xyrauchen texanus (razorback sucker)
Lineage: Eukaryota; Metazoa; Chordata; Actinopteri; Cypriniformes; Catostomidae
Product: ADP-ribosylation factor 3
Exons: 5
Coding region: 205-750 (181 amino acids)
Biological process (GO): intracellular protein transport; vesicle-mediated transport
Cellular component (GO): cytoplasm; plasma membrane
Molecular function (GO): GTP binding; GTPase activity
Source: RefSeq, a predicted model, not a curated record
CUGUGCUGUCAGCGUGAAAUCUCGUGAGAUCUCCUCUCCGCUCUGUCUCCUCUCCGUGUCAGCUGGCAAGGUUUCCAGGCUCUUUCUCAGCUAUUUAACCUUUUUUAAUAGGCUUUCAGUGCAUUACCUCAGUGGAUUAUUCCACACAACAGACUUACAGCUUUCUGGAUUGUUAAUUGGCUAGACGAAGCAAAACAUUGAAUCAUGGGUAAUAUUUUUGGCAAUCUGUUGAAGAGUCUGAUAGGAAAGAAAGAAAUGAGGAUUCUGAUGGUCGGAUUAGAUGCUGCGGGUAAAACCACCAUCCUGUACAAAUUGAAACUGGGAGAGAUCGUAACCACCAUCCCAACCAUUGGCUUUAAUGUGGAGACUGUGGAAUAUAAGAACAUUAGCUUCACUGUAUGGGAUGUGGGCGGUCAGGAUAAGAUCAGACCACUCUGGAGACACUACUUUCAAAAUACACAGGGGCUUAUCUUUGUGGUUGAUAGUAACGAUCGGGAGAGAGUUAACGAGGCAAGGGAGGAGUUAAUGAGGAUGCUUGCAGAGGACGAAUUGCGUGAUGCCGUUCUUCUUGUUUUUGCAAACAAACAGGAUCUGCCAAACGCUAUGAAUGCUGCUGAGAUCACAGACAAACUCGGCCUCCACUCGCUCCGCCAUCGCAACUGGUAUAUACAAGCGACCUGUGCGACCAGUGGUGAUGGUCUGUAUGAAGGGCUUGACUGGCUCGCCAAUCAGCUCAAGAAUAAGAAAUGAGGGGCGGGGUUUUCAUUACGUGGGCGUAUCUCACUUUGGGAAAGGUGUGGGACUAAUUUGGCCUUUGGAAUCGUUUUGUUUUGUUUUUCUUUGUUUAAUGUGGAAUAUUUUUUGUUUUAUUUUGGCAAAUAUGUGGUUUAUAGAGCCUUCCAUGCUCUGUAUGUAUGCACACACAGUUACGCGCACACAUGCACACCAACAUGUGUCUAAUUUCCUUUGUCGACUUCCAUUUUUACUGUAUGAUGAACCGUGUGAUUGUACAGUGGCAGUAUAAAGCAUCAAUGUUUUGUCAAUGUCUCUCUCCCUCACUCACUCAACUUCUUUCUGUAUUUACAAUCUGCGAUCAUUGGUGUCCUUGACUGCCACGAAAAAUAUUUUUUGAUAUGCAAUUCACUGUUCUCAUGUAUCAUGUAAUAUGCUCAUAUGUAUUUCCUUGUAUUGUCAGAACAACCUCUCUACGCUCUAUUUUCAGUAUAUGCAACAAUAAUGCAGUUUGCCUCCUCGCAUAUACAAUAUUCCACGUCUGUGAUUACGUUAGGUACCCUGCUGUGUAGUGUAUGGCUCUGUCUCUCAGUGUCAUGAUUAAGCGUUGUGGUGUAGUAGACAGUAGAACUGCAUGUGUGUUUUAGUCACACAGAGCUGCUCUGUGUUGCAUGCUGCUUUGUAGCUGUGCUGUAAUAGUAAGGACUCAGUGACUGGACACUGUAGAAUGAACCUUGUCUAAAAUCUGUUUCUGCAGAUAUCUCUUGCCUAAAUUGUGAACGUGGUGCCGUUGUUCCGUCCAUCGUAAACAUGCUUUACUAGAAAAGCUGUAAAUAAUGCUCAAGUUUUCAAUCAAAUGCCCUAUUAUUUCAUUAUAGAACUGGUUAAUUGUUGCAUGGGAAAAAUGGUAUUGUUGAGUCACACAAAAAUCGCUUGGAUGGUUAGCAUGCUGCACUGUCAGUCCGAUAGAUAGAUAGAUAGAUAGAUAGAUAGAUAGAUAGAUAGAUAGAUAGAUAGAUAGAUAGAUAGAUAGAUAGAUAGAUAGAUAGAUAGAUAGAUUGAUUAGCUGCAACCACUAAUUUGCCACUAAUAUUAGAUUAUUAUGAUGGUAAACUGUUGUUUUUUGUAUUCGCACUUUGACCAUUUUAGUUCAUACACGUGAACAGCAGAAAAACAGCACACAUACACUUGGACACAACACUCGGGUAAAUCAGUGGUCUAUGGCAAACUGCAUUAUUAUUAAUCUUUUUCUAUUUUCUAUGUAUUGCAUGAAGUUUUGGGGUGUUUAAUUCUCGUAAUGUGACGUUUUGUGGGUUCAGACAUGUCAACAUCUCACCCCAUUGAAUGUGAAUUUUGUUGAGUCUGUGCUGGUGUGCUGACCCAUUUUGGCUUUAUUUAUGCCUUUUUUAAUAAAUAGAGUUCAGAGAAAAAUGUAUGAAUAAUAUAUUUAGGAAAAUCUUGCUGCUUUUGUCCAUUAAUGUUGGAUUCUCUUAUUCUAUUUACAUACUAACGAUUCAGUUUAUAUCAAACCAUGAUAAUAUAUAUCAUGGACAAAUGUGAAAUCAAUCACUAACAUACUGUAUUUGACCAUACUAGCUCGUGUAAAUACAGCAAACAGAUUUAUCCUGCAUUGCUUAUGUGUUUGUAAUUCAUUUUUCACACAAGACUAAUACUAACUCUACUUCCUAGUCUGUUCUUUGUGUAAAGCAUUGUUCUUGCAUUGCUUUGCAUAUUAUUUUAAGCUAAAACUACCUACCACCACAACCUAAAAUGUGUGUAUAAAUGACAUUGACAAUGCAGACCAGUUUGAAGAUUCAGUAGUGUAGACUGCGAGUGAUGCAGGAAUGAGAGUUACCAAGACAACUUUGCUGAGCAAGACGCUUAAACUCUAAUUGUUCAGUUUGGCUAUGGCACACAAGUAUAGUUAGCUUAUCACCGUGCAGUUUGUCCACCAAUAUUAGAUCAGCAUCUAAUGUAAACCAACCUCAUGAAAAGUGGCUAAUUCGUAUGAAAUCGUAUAAGCUUGUUCAUAUGAAUUCGUACGAUUUGUUGAUGUGAAAAUACCAAGAAGUUUAAUGCAGAAGUAAGCGAAAGUUCCAUGUGUUCUUAAUUUUAUGCUCAUACCCAAACCCCAUAUCUAAACCUAACCAUAGAGUAGAGUCCCAAAGCAUAUUUUGUAGCAGAAAGAAUAUGAAUGACGCAAGAAAUUUACUGCCACGUUUUAGAAGGAGACAUGCAUGGGACUGUCUCCUGAUUGGCUGUUGUGAAAGUCGUACAAAUUCAUAUGAACCAGCUCGAAGAAUUUCAUACGAUUAAGCCACAUCUGUACGAUUUGAGCCUGAGAGUGUGUUAAUGUAAACAGUACAAGGCCAUUUAUACACAAAGCUCUUAGUCUACUGUGUGAAUUGUCCAGUCUGUUAAGUUUCGUGGCCUUAUCUUCUUACAAAAGUAUGUUUUCACAAGGUUAUUUAUUAACUAACUUAUUGGGUCACUAAGUUACUUUUUAGUUUUGAGUUGAUAUGGACACAAAAGGGGUUAUCUCAAAUAAUACACCAUUUUUGCUUGAUUUUGAAGGGGAAAAUGCAUUUAUUCUUUGCUUUAAAUCGUUUGUGUGCUUAUUGAAUAGCUAUAGGGUUGAUCUUUUAGAAUGUUUAAAAGUCUUAUUUUCCUCUUCUUCAAUAUUAUAUUUUUGUUUAUUCCAUUAUUUUGGUGAGUAUUCUGGUGAAUGUGUUUUUACCUCUGUGUGCUUAUGCUUUUUCUUAAUUUUUUACUGUUUUAGCUCAAUUAUUUUGAUGGAUUAUACCGUGUCUGUGAACAUAAUCAAUGAAGGGGAAAACAACUUCUCAUUGAAUAAAUACAUAAAAAUACAUAGAAAUCAUGGAAGAAAUGUGUAACUGUCUGUUACAGUGGAUGAAGAAAGAUUUUUGUCGAUUAUGAUGAUGUAGACACCAAAAUCUUUCUCUCACUAUACAAUUAUUUGACUGUAACACUACACUUGAAUAAAAACAUGGAA